Messenger RNA from Chara braunii, 5052 nucleotides. The record is from the annotation of a GenBank genome assembly. Lineage: Eukaryota; Viridiplantae; Streptophyta; Charophyceae; Charales; Characeae.
GCCGACUCACACAUACUCACUUCGCUCUCGCGGUCUCCUUCCUAUUAUCGGCGGGCCCCUAGCCCCMCACACCCCCGUGAGCUCUACCUCCCUUUCCCUUCCGACCAUGGAAGAGAGUUCCUUUGAGGAGAUCAUCGCGGCGCCGUCCACCUCCCAGGUGAGCGUUCAGCCAGCGGGUCAGGGUCAGGCCCAUUGGGACACGAUGGACCUUCAUGCCACCCUCGUAGCGAUUCAGGCGCAACUUAGUACGCUUGGACCGUUGCAAGCGCAAAUCAAUGCGCUUGCCCUUGACGUCAACCGCCUCAAGGGCUCUCCUCAUCACUCUCCCCACCGCUCYCAUACCCCAUCCYCUACCGGCUCCGAGUCUGGCUCCCCACGACUCCAGAGUCGGAGACAUCGUGGUUCCCCCUCCUCUACGGGCCAGGCCCAACACUCCCCCGCAGCAGUGGCGAGUGCUGCUGCCGCUCAAACCACCCCGUCUGUUGCGGCAGUUCUCCCGGCCACGGCUGCCCCUACCGUCUCUACUACUGCCGUAGGUGCUGCGGUCCAAGUACCGCCUCGAGGCCCAACAGUUUCAUCGACCCACACCAGUGUUGCUUCCCAGCUUCCCGCACCGGUCGCGGCAAUAUGGCUCCGCCCUCUUCUUCCCGCCUUUGUCCCCCCACCCCCACAGCAGGGUACCGCCCAGGUUGGGAUUCCUCCUCCCACUGGGAGACCCGCUCCGCCCCCUCCACCUCCGACCCCGCGCACCCAGCGCGUGGCCACUUUACAGGCCACCAUUGCGCAGGCUCAGGCGGAGAUUCUCGCUCUGAGACAGCCUCACCCAUCACAGGCUCGUCAGGAGCGCCUCACGAGACACAUCAACGUCCUGCGUCAUCUUAUCCCCUUGCUCUCUGACCCUGAUCGCACCCUACCCAUCAUCCCUAUUCGCCUAGGGACAUCUACGAGGGUGUAUCGCGCUUUAUGGGACUCUGGCUCACAGGGAGAUUUCGUUCACCCUCGAGUGGUUGAGGAAGCUCGCCUAGCUACCUUUGAGUCUCGCUCUCCUAUCUCCGUUACCCUCGGAGAUAACAAGACGCAACGCUUCUUCGAUCAGACGGUUCCCGACCUCCACUUCUCCCUCACCCUCCAGCCACCGGAUAGUACCCAGGCGCCUUGGCGCUACCAUUCCUCCGCCUACUUCGACGUGUUGGAGACUGGGUACGACUUUAUCCUUGGCACUCCCUGGUCUCGCCGGUUCCGUAGCACAGAGGCCGAAUGGGCGUUUGAGACACUCAUUCUCAAAACGAAGUGUGGUCAAACCCAUCGAGUCCCCUUCAUUGGAACCACGGGCGACACCCCUCCAAACCUACCUCCCCAGGACCCUCGUCCUUCUGGGUCCCACCYAGACAUCUCCUUCACUUCUCCCCAUCAGUUUGCUCACUUCAUCCGAAAGGAGGACGUCACCCUCUACUCAGUGAAUGUCAUGGAUCUUCUUCACUACGAUCCACUCUGUUCCGAGGUUGAGCUCAUCUCACUGGAGCCCGAUCCCCCUGACCCUUCCUCCAUCUUCGCGGCUCCCAUCUCGACAUUCACCCCGCAGCCUGCGGAUACCCCCUCGACAUCCCAGGUUCCUACGCCGUCCACUGCCGAGUCCACCCAUACGUCUCGUGCCGACGCAGACGUUGAGGAACUCAUGCGGUUCACGGCUGACUUAGAGCCCGUCAUUCGCGACCUGAUUCGGGAGUACCGCGACGUCUUCCCCCCGUAUUUCUCAUACAGCGGGAUUCCCCCGAUGCGUGGUGUUGAGCAUUCCAUCCAGCUCGUGCCUGACUAUCGUGUUCACCAUCAAGCACCAUACCGACUCUCGAUUCCAGAGGCGACGGAACUCAAGCGUCAGCUUGAGGAACUCCUUCGACUUGGUUUCAUUAAACCUAGUAACUCCCCUUGGGGUGCACCUGUUCGCUUUGCUCGCAAAGCGGAUGGAACUCUCCGCCUCUGCAUCGAUUAUCGUGGCCUUAACCGUUACACGGUUAAGAACAGCUAUCUCAUGCCCCGCGCGGAUGAGCUGUUUGACCGUCUGGCAGGCAACCGCUUCUUCACGAAGAUCGAUCUUCGUAGUGGUUACCACCAGAUCCGCGUUGCCGCAGAGGACCAGCCGAAGACCCCCUUUCGGGACAUCCUUGAAGAAUACGUUCUCGUAUACCUGGACGACAUCCUGGUCUACAGUCGUACCUUAGAAGACCAUAUCAGACACCUCCGCGAUGUCCUACAGCGCUUACGCAAGCAUGGCUUCUAUGCCAAGCUUAGUAAGUGCCGCUUUGCCCAGCGCAAAGUGGACUUCCUAGGACACCAUGUGUCUGACCAGGGUCGACACCAUGUGUCUGACCAGGGUCUCCACAUGGACGACGCGAAGAUCACUGCUAUUGCAGAGUGGCCCGUCCCCACAUCUGCCAACCAGCUUCACAGCUUUCUAGGUCUCACCAGCUACUAUAGUAAUUUUAUCCAGGGAUACUCUAGGUAUUCCUACGUCCUUACCUCCACCCUCCUCCGGAAGAACCGGCCGUGGUUUUGGACACACCUCUGCGAGGACGCCUUCCGCGCCCUCAAGAAGGCGGUGCCUUGCGCACCGGUUCUUCGCCUUCUCGAUUUUGAUCGUCCCUUUAUCGUCACCACCGAUGUGUCAGAUUUUGCAGUAGGAGUUGUCCUUUCUCAGGUGUUUCCCUCUCCUCCAGAUUCACCUUACCCACAUGUUCCUCCUUUCCCCCCCCCUCCUGCUGACACUGCUUCUCGACUGACGCCUAUCCUACCACCACUUCCCUCCACUGACAGUCCUCCCAUUACUUACUCCCCGAUCAUCGCGGAGGAUGGGACGGUCGAGGCUCGUGUUGGGGAUUGCCCGAUCGCUUUCUACUCUCGUCAACUACUACCUGCCGAGAUAAACUACACUGCCGAUGAACGUGAGGUUCUCGCAGUAGUUUAUGCUACCUGGCAUUGGCGUCAUUAUCUGCACGGGGCGCCCUUCACGGUGCGCACGGACAACUCAGUUGUCCAGGCUUUCCUCACGAAGCCUAAGCUUUUCCCUCGACAGGCACGCUGGUGGCGUGACUUAUCCGAGUUCAGUUUCACCACUCAGCCCAUCAAGGGUGAAACGAACCGCGUCGCCGAUGCCUUGUCCUGCCGUCCUGAUCACAAUCAGAAACCCAUCCAUCUUGCUGCCAUCUCCAUCACCAGUGUUGAUCAGUCGGUGAUCGACGCGUAUCGCACUCAGUACCGCCACUGCCCCGAUUAUCGCGUCAUCCACGCGACACUGCGGAGUGGCAAGACCGUUCCUUCCUACUCCCUCGGGGAGAACGGCCUCGUGUACUGGCAUGGCAGAUCUGGUCAGCUAGAACCACGUAUCUGCGUUCCCUCCACAGGACAGCUCCGCGUCCAGGCUGUAGCAGAGUUCCAUGACCAGGCAGUUGCCGGUCAUAUGGGUUUCCACAAGACGUUGGCUCGUGUUUGCCGCCUAUACGUCUGGCCGAAAUCCAAGGACUUUGUCAAAGCCUACAUCCAGGAGUGUCCUACCUGCCAGGAGGUGAACAAUGUGAACCACCUUCCGUAUGGGUUACUUCAGCUCUUACCCAUACCUGAAGAUCGUUGGCAGUCUAUCUCGAUGGAUUUCAUUGGUCCCCUCCRCCCACCCACUCAGCGCAGUCAUGAUGCUAUCUUGGUCGUCGUCGAUCGCUUCACGAAGCGUGCACGUUUUGUUCCGUGCCGCUAUCGCAUUAGCGCUCGUGAGGUCGCCGACAUCGUCUUCGACCGGGUCGUGAGAGAUCACGGCUUACCUCAGAGCAUCAUCUCCGACCGUGACCCGCGCUUUACCAGCACAUUCUGGCGACGCCUACACGAGGUGUACGGAUCCCAGCUCCGCUUCUCAUCGUCUUACCACCCUCAGACGGAUGGUCAGACUGAGGUUACCAACAAAACUCUCGGUAAUAUCCUCCGAAAGUUUGUUAGGGAUGACCAUCAGUGGGACUUACACUUAGCCCACGCAGAGAUUGCGUACAACCACGCUGUUUCGCCAACCACGGGGAUGUUGCCAUUCUAUUGCGACCUCGGCUACCACCCUCGCGUACCUGCGGAUUUCCUACGACCAUCGCGGUUGCGCCCAGACACUCGUUGCCCUGCGCUUGACGACUGCAUCGCCUACAUGGCGGCGAUUAUAAAGCGCGCACACGAGAGUUUAGCCGACUCCCAGACUCGCAUGGCCGCACGAGCGAACCGAUCACGAAUGGAUCAUUCACUCAAAGUCGGUGACGAUGUGCUCGUCGACGCACGCCACUUACAACUCGAAGCAGAUAUGCUUCGCAAGUUCAGGCGUCGUUUCUUCGGUCCAUGCCGCAUCCUUCAGGCCGUCGGCUCUGAUAAUGCCACUAGUCCGGUCAGCUUCCAUGUGAAGCUACCUGAUUACCUUCGACAGGCUCGCGUACACGAUGUUUACCACGUCUCCUUGUUGCGUCCUUAUCGCAGACCGUCCGAGCGCUUCGCCGGACGCCCUUAUGAGCGCCCUCCACCUAUCAUGGUGGACGGUCACGAGGAGUUCGUUGUUUCCGACAUCGUAUCACNUAUCAUGGUGGACGGUCACGAGGAGUUCGUUGUUUCCGACAUCGUAUCACGCCGAGUUACUGACGAUACCCCUCCACGCAUCGAGUACCUUGUGUGUUGGAAGGGCUACCCUGAUGAGGAGGCUACUUGGGAGCCCCUCGAGCACUUGCAACACGCCAGGAUGUUGGUGCGUGCAUAUGAUCGUGCUCGUCGUGCUGGGACAUCUGCUUCUACUCAGCCGACUGACCCUCUUCCUCCUCCUCCGGCUGAGGAGAUCGCUGAGGAUGAGCCCGCUCCCUCUGAGGCCGUUCCUCAGCCGCAGAUGGUCGCCUCCGAGCGUCCACAGCGCACUAAUCGUCGCCCUUCACGUUACGAUGACUGACACUCUUAUCCUCCAUCUUUCCCCACUGACUCAGACCAUCAGGUACUCCAUCAUCAGCUCUUCUUCAGGAUGUCAGCGUUUUGCGGCUCUGCUUCGACAUC